CGGAGUGUGGCCCAGGUCACCGCCUGCGCUUCGGCGGCCAUCUUGCCCGCGUCCGUCUCCAGCGGCGGGAGGGGCGGCUUACAGGCCGGAAACGUCUGUGUGGCGACACGCCACCUCCUCAGGGACAUAGCAAGAAUCUGAAGACAUGUUUAAGAAACUUCCUCUAUUUAGCUGGAGAGACGGCUCAGAGGUUAAGAGCACUCUGCUCCUGCAGAAGACAUGACUUCAGUUUCCAGCACCCACAUCAGGUGACACGCAACAGCCUGUAACUCCAGGUGAUCCAACACUGUCUCCUGGCCUCUAAAGUGAAUGGACCUGACUGGACUUUUUAAGCCCAUCAACAAACAUGAGCGGUACCAAGCCUGACAUUUUGUGGGCACCACACCAGGUUGAUAGAUUUGUUGUAUGUGACUCAGAGUUGAGCCUUUAUCAUGUGGAAUCAGCUGUGAAUUCAGAACUCAAAGCUGGAUCAUUACGUUUAUCUGAAGAUUCUGCAGCUACAUUACUGUCAAUAAAUUCAGAUACACCCUAUAUGAAAUGUGUUGCAUGGUAUCUCAAUUAUGAUCCUGAAUGUCUCCUAGCAGUAGGACAAGCAAAUGGUCGAGUUGUACUUACAAGUCUUGGUCAAGAUCAUAACUCUAAGUUUAAAGAUUUGAUAGGAAAAGAAUUUGUUCCAAAACAUGCUCGACAAUGCAAUACCCUUGCAUGGAAUCCACUGGAUAGUAACUGGCUUGCUGCUGGUCUAGACAAACACAGAGCUGACUUUUCUGUUCUAAUAUGGGAUAUCUGCAGCAAAUAUACUCCUGAUAUUGUUCCCAUGGAAAAAGUGAGACUUUCGGCAGGUGAAGCUGAAACAACAUUAUUAGUAACAAAACCACUGUAUGAGUUAGGGCAGAAUGACGCCUGCCUAUCUCUUUGUUGGCUUCCACGAGACCAGAAACUUCUUCUUGCUGGCAUGCAUCGUAACCUAGCCAUAUUUGAUCUUCGGAACACAAGCCAGAAGAUGUUUGUAAAUACAAAAGCUGUUCAAGGAGUGACAGUAGACCCUUACUUCCAUGAUCGUGUUGCUUCCUUCUAUGAAGGUCAGGUUGCAAUAUGGGAUCUUAGAAAAUUUGAGAAGCCAGUUUUGACUUUGACUGAACAACCAAAGCCCUUGACAAAAGUAGCGUGGUGUCCAACUAGGACAGGACUGCUUGCCACUUUAACAAGGGAUAGUAAUAUCAUUAGGCUGUAUGAUAUGCAGCAUACACCCACUCCCAUUGGGGAUGAAACUGAACCCACAAUAAUUGAAAGAAGUGUGCAACCUUGUGACAAUUACAUUGCUUCCUUCGCAUGGCAUCCAACGAGUCAAAAUCGAAUGAUAGUUGUGACUCCCAACCGAACAAUGUCUGACUUCACUGUAUUUGAAAGGAUAUCUCUUGCCUGGAGCCCAAUUACAUCUUUAAUGUGGGCUUGUGGUCGCCAUUUGUAUGAAUGUGCAGAAGAAGAAAGUGAUAAUUCCUUAGAAAAAGAUAUCGCAACAAAAAUGCGCCUUCGGGCUUUAUCAAGGUAUGGACUUGAUACAGAACAGGUCUGGAGAAACCAUAUUUUAGCUGGCAAUGAAGACCCACAGCUCAAGUCCCUCUGGUAUACUCUGCACUUUAUGAAGCAAUAUACAGAAGAUAUGGAUCAAAAAUCUCCAGGCAACAAAGGAUCAUUGGUUUAUGCAGGAAUUAAAUCAAUAGUAAAAUCAUCUUUGGGAACAGUAGAAAGCAGCAGACAUAAUUGGAGUGGCUUGGAUAAACAAACUGAUAUUCAGAACUUAAAUGAAGAGAGGAUUUUAGCGUUACAGCUUUGUGGAUGGAUAAAGAAAGGAAUGGAUGUAGAUGUGGGGCCAUUUUUGAACUCCCUUGUGCAAGAAGGAGAAUGGGAAAGAGCUGCUGCUGUGGCUUUGUUCAACUUGGAUAUUCGGCGAGCCAUCCAAAUCCUGAAUGAAGGGGCGUCUUCAGAAAAAGGAGAUCUGAAUCUCAAUGUGGUGGCGAUGGCUUUAUCAGGGUAUACAGAUGAGAAGAACUCCCUGUGGAGGGAGAUGUGCAGCACACUACGCUUGCAGCUCAACAACCCCUAUCUGUGUGUCAUGUUUGCAUUUCUGACGAGUGAAGCAGGGGCAUAUGACGGAGUGUUGUAUGAAAACAAAGUUGCUGUACGUGACAGAGUGGCAUUUGCUUGUAAAUUCCUUGGUGAUGCUCAGUUAAAUAAAUACAUUGAAAAGUUGACCAAUGAAAUGAAAGAGGCUGGAAAUUUGGAAGGGAUCUUGCUUACCGGCCUCACUAAAGAUGGAGUGGACCUGAUGGAGAGCUAUGUGGAUAGAACUGGAGAUGUCCAAACAGCAAGCUACUGCAUGUUACAGGGUUCACCUUUAGACGUUCUGAAAGAUGAAAGGGUCCAGUAUUGGAUUGAGAAUUACAGAAAUUUAUUAGACGCCUGGAGGUUCUGGCACAAGAGGGCUGAAUUUGAUAUUCAUAGGAGUAAGCUGGAUCCCAGUUCCAAGCCUUUAGCACAGGUGUUUGUGAGUUGUAAUUUUUGUGGCAAAUCAAUCUCCUACAGCUGUUCCUCUGUGCCUCAUCAGGGCAGAGGGUUUAGUCAGUAUGGUGUGAGUGGCUCACCAACAAAAUCCAAAGUCACAAGCUGCCCUGGCUGUCGGAAACCCCUUCCUCGGUGUGCGCUUUGCCUCAUUAAUAUGGGAACGCCUGUUUCUAGCUGUCCUGGUGGAUCCAAAUCAGAUGAAAAAGUGGACUUGAGCAAGGACAAGAAGUUAGCUCAGUUUAACAAUUGGUUUACCUGGUGUCACAAUUGUCGGCACGGUGGGCAUGCCGGACAUAUGCUAAGUUGGUUCAGGGACCAUGCAGAGUGUCCUGUAUCCGCAUGCACAUGUAAAUGUAUGCAGUUGGAUACAACAGGAAAUCUGGUACCAGCAGAGACUGUCCAGCCAUGAAAUGUUCCACCUAAAGGGAAACCUUCAAGUGUGGAGUUUUUAGUAGAUGUCCUUCAUAGCUCAGAAAAAUACCUCAGAACAAGUCACUCAUGACUUUCCUAUAAUGGGAAAAUAAAUCAUUCUAUCAGCUCAGCAAUUUGAUAUUUGAGUGAUUUUGACGUACUUCUCUGCUGAUAUGAACAUCAGAGCAUGAAUAUCGGUGCUGUUUAGUAGGUUAGAAGUUCAUUUGAAAGAACUUUCUAGGCUUUUGUCAAAAUUAUGUGUAUAGAUGGUUUUAGAAUAAAAACAGACCUUGUGCCUGCAUCUUCAAUCUGAAAUUGAUAGCUUUUGAUAAAAUCUGUAUAUGUUUAAAGCUAAAUGCCAAUUCAGUGGUUCAUAUAUAAAUUUAAGCUUACUCAUGCUUAAAUAUGCUUUCAGAGAAAAUGUGAAUUUUUACAUUGAGAAUUAGGUCCUGACCCACACUAGAGAAUACAUGCAUGUGUGCAUAUGUGCACACGCACAUUUAAGAAAUGUUCUCCCUCAUACAUUAUAUUUUAAUAUAAAAGAUUUUGACAUAGGUCUUUCUUGUCUUCCUCAAAAAUCCAAGUUAAGAGCAGGCCAGUGAGAUGGUUCAGCAUGUGCGGAGGCUUGCUGCCAACACUGAAGACCUAAGUACAGUCCUUAGGACCCAUGUGUGGAAAGCAGUGACUCAGCUGACCUCCAGAAGUAUGCUGCAGAAUGGGGCAGGCAGGUGUAUAUGCGCACACAUAUACACACUUAGAAAAUAAAGAAUAAAAAAUGUAAAACAA
Grammomys surdaster is the source of this 3762-nucleotide messenger RNA. RefSeq names its product meiosis regulator for oocyte development (gene Mios). Gene Ontology annotation, molecular function: protein binding. Gene Ontology annotation, biological process: positive regulation of TORC1 signaling; cellular response to amino acid starvation. Lineage: Eukaryota; Metazoa; Chordata; Mammalia; Rodentia; Muridae. The record is from RefSeq and is a predicted model, not a curated record. The coding region runs from base 347 to 2974 and encodes 875 amino acids. Gene Ontology annotation, cellular component: cytoplasm. The transcript is spliced from 13 exons.